AAAUGAUCCGCUUUAGAUAAAAAAAAAAAGAGAAAAAAAAAAAGAAAUCGAAGAUCUGGUCCGACUCCAACUCCGACUCUGACUCCGACUCCGACUACGACUCCGACUCCGACUCCGACUCGGAUUCGUCCUUUCACUAAUCCGAGAUGGCAGAAGACAAAGAAGCUACGACGAGUUCACUCAGUCAAGGACUCGCUCCUCAAGACCCUGAAGAUCCUCCCAAGUCUCCUCCCAACUCUCCCAAUUCUUCUACUCGCAAGGCUUGCUAUGCUGUUCUUCAGAGUUGGGUGUCCAAGAAGUUUAUGACUGGCUUUGUCGUCCUCUUUCCUGUUGCUGUUACAUUCCUCAUCACCUGGUGGUUUAUCCAGUUCGUUGAUGGUUUCUUCAGUCCCAUAUACGAGAGCCUUGGUGUUGACAUCUUUGGACUUGGGUUCAUUACAUCGGUGCUUUUCACUUUCUUUGUCGGAAUAUUUGCUUCCUCGUGGCUUGGUUCUACGGUUUUCUGGCUUGGGGAGCAGUUUAUUAGGAGAAUGCCCUUUGUGAGGCACCUAUAUUCAGCUUCUAAACAAGUUAGCACUGCUAUUUCUCCGGACCAAAACACAACCGCCUUUAAAGAGGUAGCAAUCAUCCGUCAUCCUCGCAUUGGUGAAUAUGCAUUUGGAUUUAUCACAUCAUCGGUGACACUUCAGACGGACCAGGGAGAAGAAGAGCUGUGUAGUGUGUAUGUGCCUACGAAUCAUCUGUACAUAGGAGAUGUCUUUCUGGUGAACACUGAAGAAAUCAUUAGGCCAAAUUUAUCGAUCCGAGAAGGAAUAGAGAUUAUAGUAUCGGUGGGGAUGACUAUGCCGCAAGUGAUAUCUCAUGUGGACAGGACAAAGAGUAGAACUGCUCAUCAACACAGUCAUAGGAUUCCACUCAACAGACUUUGAUUAAUAGCUCUAUUCAUCUUGUAAAGAUACACUUCACACUUGUGCUCAGUCCGGAAUUAUUACUAUUACACUUGUUUUAUCUAUAGUUUAAUAUCUUGCCCAAAAAAAUAAAAUAAUUUGCUCGGAUUAAUAUAUAUUUCUUGAGUUAUUCUUGGGUUCACCCCAUAAGGUGAACUUCUAGAUUCACUAUCUAAUAAAAUUGAAUCAUUUCAUAUUUUAUAUUUUUCUAAAAAAGAAAUAAAAUCUUGUUA
Molecule: messenger RNA, 1180 nt
Organism: Eruca vesicaria subsp. sativa (arugula)
Lineage: Eukaryota; Viridiplantae; Streptophyta; Magnoliopsida; Brassicales; Brassicaceae
Source: the annotation of a GenBank genome assembly